GAAGCAGACAACAGUAUAACACUAACAAAUGCAGAACAGUCAACUUAAUAAUAUCACGUCUAAAUUCAAAUAGGAUAUAACAAGCAGCACACAAAUUUAACGCCUCAGAAACAAAUUACGACUGACAGAUAAGAUUUUAAAACAAGAUAUAGGAGCUGCUGUGUCACUGCUUAACAUAACCACCACCACGAGAGCGUAACCUCACUAGUUUCACCAAUAAGCUAAAGUUACAGCAUGCAACUACAUGUUAUAAAAUGGAGUUGGGAAAUUUAACAUCUGGUUUUUUCUUUACUCUAACAGUAAGCUGUAGGUAGAACAGGAGGAAAAGAGGGUAUAUUUUUCCUGUGCUGAACCUGAUGAAUGUUCAUCAGUCUCUUUUGCAUAUUGAUCGGUACACUUAACUGUAUGUAAUUUACGCCCCUUGGUUCUGCUGAAAAAUCGAUGUAAAGACUCUUUCAAACAAUGAUAAGGAACUUAAAAAGUUUAACUUUUGACAAAUCAAUACUUGCUCCACGAAUUUGCCACAACAGGCGUCCAAAGUUAAUCUACUCUGUAUUGUUAAAAUAUGUCACUUAUAAGUUAAAAGAACUGCCCCUUUUAAUCAGUCAAAGUCAAGCUAAUUAUAUAAGACCUGCCCAUCCAGGCACUACAUACAAUUCCCCAGUUGAAUAUUUUUCACAAUCCAUAAUCAUCCAAAACCGAUAACUAGAGCAAUGGACUCAAACACUAACCAGCUUCACUUUAUCCUUAUUCCUUUAUUAGCACAAGGUCAUAUGAUCCCCAUGACAGAUAUAGCAUUUCUGUUAGCCAAACAAGGUAUGGUUGUAACUCUUGUUAUGACCCCACUCAAUGCUUCUAGAAAUGCCGCUCGCAUCCAACGUGCAGCAGACUCGGGCUUACAAAUUAGGAUCCUGGAAAUUCCUUUUGUAUGCCAAAAGGUAGGGCUCCCCGAAGGAUGUGAAAAUCUAGACAUCAUUCCUUCACGUGAUAUGAUCAAGAAUUUCUACAAAGCAAUGGAUGAAAUGCAAAUACCAUUGGAAGAGAAUCUACAAAGGUUGAGCACCCCAGCAAGUUGCAUAAUUUCUGAUAAAUGCCUCUCUUGGACAUCAAAAACUGCUGAAAAAUUCAAAAUCCCUAGGGUUGUUUUCCAUGGCAUGAACUGCUUCUCACUCUUAGCCUCACAUAACAUAAAGCUCCAUAACACUCACCUAUCAGUUUCUUCCUCGUCACAACCUUUUUUAGUGCCUGGAAUGCCCUACAGAAUUCAGAUAACAAAAGCACAGCUACCAGGAUCAUUCGUAGCUUUGCCCGACUUGGAGGAUAUUAGAGACCAGAUGCGAGAGGCCGAAUCAAGAGCGUUCGGGGUCAUAGUCAACAGCUUCAGUGAUUUAGAGCAUCAAUGCAUUCAAGAUUACCAAAAAGCAAUCAAUAAAAGGGUGUGGUGCAUUGGAUCGGUUUCUCUAUGCAAUAAGGAGGUCAAAGACAAAUUUGAGAGAGGUAACAAUGCCUCAAUCAGUGAAAAUGAAUGCUUGGAGUGGCUGAACACUGUUAAACCAAAAUCUGUUAUCUACGUGUGCCUCGGUAGUCAGUGCCGCUUAGUUCCAUCACAGUUGAUAGAACUUGGCUUAGGUCUAGAAGCUUCUAAUCGUCCAUUCGUUUGGGCAAUAAAAACAGGAGAAAAGCGGGAAGAGCUUGAGAACUGGUUAGUACAAAGUAAAUUUGAAGAUAGGAUACAAGGAAGGGGGCUUCUGAUCAAAGGUUGGGCACCACAAGUGCUAAUACUAUCCCACCCAUCAAUAAAAGGAUUCUUAACGCACUGUGGAUGGAAUUCGACAAUAGAAAGCAUUUCUAACGGAAUACCGAUGAUAACUUGGCCUCAAUUUGCAGAGCAGUUUCUGAAUGAGAAACAAGUGGUGGACAUUCUACAGAUUGGUGUCCGGGUGGGCGUUGAUAUCCCAGUUCGGUUUGGGGAUGAAGAGAAGACCGGGGUGUUGGUCAAUAGACAUGAUAUAGCAACUGCAGUUAACAUAUUGAUGGAUGGGGGAGAGGAAGGAGAAAAGAGAAGAAAAAGAGCAAAACGACUUGAAGAGAUGGCAAGGAAGGCUGUCAUAGAAGGAGGAUCAUCUAAUAAUGAUCUCUCACUUUUGAUACAAGAAAUCAAGGAACAUUCCAUUCUAUCUAUUGUGUAAGUUUCAAAUUGUAGAAGUGUUUUCAUUCCUCAGUUAAGUAUUUUCGAGUUGCUAAGCCACAUGAUUAGGAUAGAACCUUGCCCAGCAACUCGAGCUGAUCCUGAUCACUUUUACAAUGUACUACAAUGCUUAAAAAUCGAACUUUAUUUAAGUACGACAGUCUUAGUAACAUAACAUAUUAACAUGUAGUGUGUACAGUCGAGUUUAAUGAUUUGGCGAAUAUAAGAAUGACGAAUUCACGAGUUCUCCUUUUUUACCUCUUUUGGUGGAAGCUAGAAAGGGGAGUCAACAAACACCAAAUAAAACACCAACACUAAAGAAUCAUGUUUUGGUCCCAAAUCAUAAAGUUUAAAAUUUCAAGUACAAAAGCUAAAUAUUUGGACACUAAGGUCCAAAAUACGGUUCUUCGCACCUUUUUCUACCCACCCAAAGUGAGAGCAAAACAAAGUACAUAAUGCUAGACUUGGACAAACAACAAUAACAAUAAUAAAACCAAAUCCUUAUUCACAAAUUGGGUUCGGCUACAUGAACCAAGAAUCUAUCUCAUGUGAAUAUG
This is a messenger RNA of Spinacia oleracea (spinach), 2745 nucleotides long. Its product is annotated as UDP-glycosyltransferase 73D1-like. The record is from RefSeq and is a predicted model, not a curated record. Gene Ontology annotation, molecular function: UDP-glucosyltransferase activity. NCBI's taxonomy places the organism in Eukaryota, Viridiplantae, Streptophyta, Magnoliopsida, Caryophyllales, Amaranthaceae. The coding region runs from base 714 to 2189 and encodes 491 amino acids. The transcript has a single exon.